Messenger RNA from Phytophthora sojae, 408 nucleotides. RefSeq lists its product as hypothetical. The transcript has 2 exons. The record is from RefSeq and is a predicted model, not a curated record. NCBI's taxonomy places the organism in Eukaryota, Oomycota, Peronosporomycetes, Peronosporales, Peronosporaceae. The coding region runs from base 1 to 408 and encodes 135 amino acids.
AUGUGCCCACUUGACUGGGCCAACGUCCGGGGCCAUACGAAGCUGAUCAAGGCAAUCGAAAAGUACCAAGACUCUUUGUGGUUGCCAAAGUUUGUGGAGGACCUUAUCCGCGGCAUCGUGCGCUACAAAAUCAAAAUCUUCAAGGAGCCGCCGAGAAAGCUUGCAAAGCCAACGGCAAAAGAAGCUGCCACUAAUGACGAGGCAAAGACUGAUCCUGCUACUUCAGCUCAACCAGCUGCGGCGGACACCAGCAAAUCUACCGACAAACCAGCUGAAAGUCAAGCGAAAGAUACUCCGGCCAACGAUUCCCCAGCUAAAAAAUCGUUGUUCAAACGUGCAAAGAGCGAAAAGGCAGAUGGAAAGCUCGCCAAGGAAGACAAACCAGCGUCCGCAAAAUCUUUGGUUUAG